AUGACGUCCUAUAUUUCAGGCCUCCUUAGGAACCUCCUGUUGCCUGACGGGUCAGGUCUGGCCAUCGCCAAGGAGAAUACUGGCAAUCCUUCCAUAAACUACAUAACCAUGUAUAGUCCAGAGCUCGUGCUGUCCAAGGCCGAAACGUUUGAAGAACUACAUAAGAUGAUCAUUUUCUUUGCAGAUCCUUCCAACCAAAUAGAUAAACAUACUCAAUUGAGCCUAGUGGGGCUUAUUCGAGGCUCCUGUUCGCUAGCGAACGAGUUCAACCCAAGAAGCGGUCCAACCACUGUAAGCGUGGAAGGAGGCGCCAUAGUCGUUGUGGAGGUUGAAAAGGGGUUCUUUAUUGCAUGCUCUGUGUCGCUUCCUACGGAUUCCUCGCUGCAGAGAAGAUUGGUCGAGAUCCAGAUUGAAAGGCUUCUACAGAGGUUCCAUGAGUACUUUAGACUUCUUCAUUCGCUGACUGAAACUAUAUUUAGUGGGGAGGUGAAGGAGCAGCAAAGCCAGCUUCUUAAGGAAUUUUAUCUUGAACUUAUUGACAAUUAUAACGAAGCUGUGCUUACUAGAAGACUUAAACGGGCUCUACUGUGGCCCAACUCGCUUUGCUACCAGGGUCUUUUCCUGUUUUUCCCAAACGGGUCCUAUAAAAAGCUGUCUGUUCGUGUUCCCGACUCUCAAAGACCUGAUUUGGAAGCGUUAUGGGAGAAAUCGGCUGUUAAACCUGCUGCACUGUUUGUUGCACAUAUAGAUAAGACUAUACCUAAACGUGAAGGGCUUAUCUAUAGAAAUCCAGGAAAGAUUGAGGACCUGGCGUUGCUUGAGGUCUACAGAUUGCUUGAAUUCUUUUCUUAUCAUGAUGCCCUUGACGCUGAAAGGCUUGGCCUGAGAAGAGUAUUCAAGAACUUCUUUUCUGGAUCGCUGGAAGAGAGACUACCUCUGCCAGAAGUCCCCGAGCCAGAAGCACUCCCUGCUUCGCUUCAAUUGACUCCAAGCACUGCGUUCCAGCUUCUUCAUCCUGCCAGUCUCGCUCAAACGCUUGUGGUGCUGCCCCUUUCUACCACACUCGAUGGAAUCAAGUUCUUGGGUCUGACAGUGAACGAGCAGCUUCCUUCGGCGUCUUGGAUUCCUUUUAGACGUGCUGCGGAGCCACAGCCCGAGCCUGAAGUUCCUGAAGUUCCUGAAACUGCUUCUUCUGUGACGUCUCUGUUGAGUAAUAAGGGGACCUUCGUUAUGGGGCCAGAUAAGGAAGAUAAUAUCUAUUCUUUCUUGGUUUAUUUGCCUGUGACAAGUAAUGGAUCUCGUACUGUUCAGGAGUUUCUGGUUGUCGUUUAUGUUGAAGACAAUAUAAUGCUUUCACUCGUGUUUGAAUCCAGUGCUCAAGAGCUUACUGAUCCUUCAUUCUUUCACAGCCUUCGCUUCGAUGUCUGUGAGCCUGCAAUUGAAAUUAUCAACGACUGUAUUGCCUUGACUGCUGGCGGUAUGACGCUUAACAGCAGUAUCUCGUCGUUGCCUAAUCCAGUGAGCAACAUCAUAUCCGGCAAGAAUGGAGAAAAUGCUGAUAUUGACAGUGAUUUCUUUUUCAUCAUUUACGACACUAAAGAGAAGUCGUUCCAGUCGUCGCUUCCAUGGCUUCCUCAGUCACAGCUUCCCCUGGAUGUGGGAACCGAAGUGGCCCAAGUCUCUUACCACUACCAGAAUGCCUUCUUUUACCUUCACGACCAGCUUGCAGACUAUUUUGUUAUGAGAUCAGCAGGUAACAUUCUCCAUGAUGGAGGAGUGAGAGAACACUUACACAAGUUCACCACAAACAAGAACAACGAUUGGCUCAUGUAUUUCAUGAGGCAUCGUCAUAAAUCCAUUGUCAUUAUACGCAACUACAACGCUAAACACAAGCAGAAGCCAAAAAUCAUACCCAAAGAAGUGCGUGAGGCCAGUGAGGCCAACCUGUGGACCUCGUCUGUAUACGACUACGCCCACUUGGGAUUCCUUGACAGUUUGGGCGACGAUGUCAAGGUAUGGCUUGGGAACCUUCGUUCCACGCCAGAGGAGUAA
Candidozyma haemuli is the source of this 2052-nucleotide messenger RNA. RefSeq lists its product as uncharacterized. Gene Ontology annotation, cellular component: Mon1-Ccz1 complex; intracellular membrane-bounded organelle. The transcript has a single exon. Gene Ontology annotation, biological process: vesicle-mediated transport. Bases 1 to 2052 code for a protein of 683 amino acids. The record is from RefSeq and is a predicted model, not a curated record. Lineage: Eukaryota; Fungi; Ascomycota; Pichiomycetes; Serinales; Metschnikowiaceae.